CUAAUACAAAUUAAAUAUUUUGUAAACAAUAAAAUUUAAAACAACUUUUUAUUUUUUUCAUAAAGGUUAACCAUAUCGACUAGUUAUAAAAGUGUUACUUAAACAGUUACUUAAACAUUGUUGAAUUUGUGUUUAUGAAUUAAAAGUAUAAAAUGAAUCAAAUGAGCAUGCAUAGUGGAAUGAACCCUGGUCCACCUAUGGGUGCUGCACCGCCCAUGCAAAUGCCAGUAUGCGGUCAGAUAAUGCAGCAACCUCCUCAUCAAAUGGCACCAGCUCCCAUGCCACAGCAAACCCAACAGGACAAAAUGGAUAAUAUUACAAAGGUUAAAACAUUGAUGAGUUCCUUGAGAGAAUGUCUACCUGUGACAUUAAAAUCAGCGGCCCAAAUAUUACAUCACAAUCACAAUGUGGACUCAAAUACUCAAAAAUCCAUCGAGCCUCCAGGUGCAAGGUUUGACAAAAAUUUAGAAGAAUUUUUUUCACUCUGUGAUCAAAUGGAGCUUCAUUUGAGGACAGCAACAUCAUGUAUUCAACAAGCUCAGUCGGCAGCGCACUAUCUUCCGCUUACUGUUAUACCAUCAAGAAUGGAUUCCGGGCCCGUACAAGAAACAACACUAAGCUACCCUCAAUAUUUGAACACUGUAAGACUUCAAAUCGCAUAUGCGAAAGAUAUACACGACACUCUUGUUGCUGCUGCACAAAACAUAUCACCUACAGAAUAGUAUAUACGGUUUUCAAUUUCUUACAUCAAAUGAUUCAAUAUUAUAAAUUCGAGAAGCCCAAUCCGGGUAAAAUCUUCUAUCUGAACACAAUAAAAAAGAAUACUUUUUAUAAGGAAAACGUGAGAUCCGCAUAACUGAACGGAAGAACCUGACAGAAACAACAUCGUAUUGACACAUGAAGAAUCAAGAGUGGAUUUAUGUCAAAGCUUAGGUUUUUAUGAAUGAGUAAACUUACACGUUUGUAUGUUUAUAAUAUACAAACGUGUAAGUUUGCGACGUUAAUACGAAUAUUUGUCAAAAUAGUAGUAAAGUUUGUACUGUACGCAUUCAUCUAUGAAAUAAAAAACAAAUUGUUUU
Pieris brassicae (large cabbage white) is the source of this 1079-nucleotide messenger RNA. It is a transcript of the gene ix, whose product is annotated as mediator of RNA polymerase II transcription subunit 29. Gene Ontology annotation, biological process: regulation of transcription by RNA polymerase II. The transcript is spliced from 5 exons. Gene Ontology annotation, molecular function: transcription factor binding; transcription coregulator activity. Gene Ontology annotation, cellular component: mediator complex. NCBI's taxonomy places the organism in Eukaryota, Metazoa, Arthropoda, Insecta, Lepidoptera, Pieridae. Bases 153 to 722 code for a protein of 189 amino acids. The record is from RefSeq and is a predicted model, not a curated record.